CGAAGCAGGACAAGAGGCCACCACGGCGGCUCGCAGCCCCACGCCCCCACCGCGCUCCACCCUCCUCUCGCUUCCCGCCCUUCCAGGGUUGUCGCAUCUCCUCCCUGGCUCCGCGGCGUCGAUUCCUGCGCGGGGGGCACCGACCCGCACAAAAACCCUAGCCUAGCACUGGCCUCGCCUCGCCCAUUCGUCUCCUUCCUCCGCAUAAGCCGCGUCGCUUCCUCCGCUCGCGCGCGCAUCGCCCGAGUACCCAUGUCCACCUCGCCGGCGGCGUCCGCCGCCGCCACUGCGAAGGCGACCAUCUCCGUCGAGUACGCCAAGUCCGGUCGGUCCACCUGCAAGGUAUGCAGCGAGGGCAUCGCCAAGGGCGCGCUCCGCCUGGGCGCGUCCGCCCGCGACCCCCGCGGCUUUGACAGCACCAAGUGGUACCACGUCGCUUGCUUCCCCACCUCGUCGCACCCACUUGGUCCCGUCGAGAAGGUCAAGGGGUUCGACUCCGUCAAGGAGGAGGAUCGCGAGGAGGUGCGUGAGUGUUACAAGAAAUGUAAGAGAGAUCAGACUUCAGAAGGACCAACUGAAGAGUCAAGCCCAAAGAAAGUAAAAGUCAGCCUAUCGCCACCUGCUGCAGGAGUGGCAGAAAGUGCUAGUAUCUCAGUUGUGUAUGCCAAGACUGGCCGCUCCACCUGCAAGGCUUGCAAUGAGAAUAUUGCGUCUGGUGCCCUCCGUCUUGGCGCCACUAUUCGCGAUCCCCGUGGUUUUGACAGUACAAAAUGGUACCAUAUUGCUUGCUUCCCUGCAUCAACUUACCCAGCAUUCUCUGUGGAGAACCUUGAGGGGUUUGAUUCUAUCAAGAAUCAAGACCGUGAUAAGUUGCGCGAGUUGGAGGAGAAUUGUAAGAAUAUGACUGAUCAGUUGAAUGAGCCAAUUCUGAAGAAGGAAGUGGUUCACAACAUGGCUGACCCUAAGGGUACUGAAAAUAAUCUCAAAGGUGCCAAGAUUGUGGCAGAGGACAAAAAAGCUGGUCCAGUGAUACCCUUUUCGGUUUCUGAUAUAGAGAAAAACUACAAGGAUGCUACCCUUCCAGCUCAUUGGAAGGUUUUCCGUACAGUUAUUUUUCGUGAGCAGGACGAUGGCCUUCAGCCUUCAGCGAAGAUUGCUGCAUUUGAUUUUGAUGGAUGCCUUGCCAAAACCUCAGUGAGGAUUGUCGGUGCAGACAAGUGGUCUUUACAGUAUGAAUCAAUUCCAGAAAAGCUGCAGAUCCUUUACAAUGAUGGCUAUAAAUUGGUCAUAUUCACCAAUGAGUCUAACAUUGAACGAUGGAACAAAAAGCGGCAGCAAGCUGUUGACUCAAAAAUUGGUCGUCUUGACAAGUUCAUUGAGCGUGUGAAAGUUCCUAUUCAGGUUUUCAUAGCAUGUGGUUUGGGGAAAAGAAAAAACACUCCAGAUGAUCCAUUUCGAAAACCAAACACUGGAAUGUGGUGGUUGAUGACAAAGCAUUUCAAUUCUGGAGUUGCAGUUGACAUGGACAAAUCUUUCUUUGUUGGUGAUGCUGCUGGGAGAGAGAAUGAUCAUAGUGACGCAGAUAUAGAAUUUGCUAAGGCCAUCGGUCUGAAAUUUCAUGUUCCUGAAGAGUACUUCAACGAAUCUGCAAAUAUGUAGCUAUUCUUAUGUGGAAAUCUAGCUGACCAUGCCCUGAGUUUCUGUUUAAACCAGCUAUACAUGUUCCAAGUGUUGCUGUUUGCUGCAGUUAUCAUCUUCAUUCGUUCCAUCUAGAUACAAGUUGUGAUUUUGGUAUGAAAUACUGCAGCGUUGGCUUCAUAUUGAAAAAUCACGUGUGCUUCCUUUUUCUCAAACGGUUCUUGCUAAACUGGGUUCACACUUCACUAUGAAGGCAGUUGUUGUGAGAUGGAGUACGUAUGACUGAAAUAUGGGGCGUGACCCGACUCAUCUGCACCUCUAAUUCACGAGUUGCUGCAGGGAUGGCCAUUCCUGUUCUGGUGCAUGAUCCUCACAAGUUGUGGCUCCAAGAGAGCUACAAGCGAGAAGAAAACGUGUAUAGACAGUUUGCACUGUUACAUCAGCA
Oryza brachyantha (malo sina) is the source of this 2083-nucleotide messenger RNA. RefSeq names its product polynucleotide 3'-phosphatase ZDP. The record is from RefSeq and is a predicted model, not a curated record. Lineage: Eukaryota; Viridiplantae; Streptophyta; Magnoliopsida; Poales; Poaceae. The coding region runs from base 253 to 1659 and encodes 468 amino acids. Gene Ontology annotation, molecular function: double-stranded DNA binding; polynucleotide 3'-phosphatase activity; ATP-dependent polydeoxyribonucleotide 5'-hydroxyl-kinase activity. Gene Ontology annotation, biological process: DNA repair. The transcript is spliced from 14 exons.